GGUAAGGUCAGGAGACCCAGGGACAGAGUACUCUGCUGAGAACUGAAUCAGUGACCACCUGGCUUCCAAUGAGAACAGACAGCCAUAAUGGAACCCAAACCUCAGAAGAGUCCAGGCAAACGAUUUACAUUUUAUUAUGAAAAUGAAGUCUGCAAACAAGAUUACUUUAUUAAAUCACCACCUCCUCAGCUUUUCUUCUCCGCUUCUUCUUGGAAAAAGCGGUUUUUCAUUCUUUCAAAGAGUGGGGAAAGGAGUCUUCGUCUUUCCUAUUACAAAAACCAACAUCACCGAGGAUCCAUUGAAAUUGACCGAAAUUCCAGUGUAGAAGUUGGCAUAAGUAGCCAUGAAAAAAUGCAAUCUGUAAAUAAAAUGUUUAAAUGCUGCUCUGAUGAGGUGAUGUCCAUCAGAACCACCAACAGGGAAUAUUUCCUCAUUGGCCAUGACAGGGAGAAGAUUAAAGACUGGGUCUCCUUCGUGUCUUCGUUCUGCUGGGAUGUGGAAGCAGCACGCCAGGAUACAGAGGAGAAAUUCUCAUCGGGUGAUAAAAGGCCCUCUUCAGACCCCAGCCCUCUCUUUGAUCCUUCCAGCACAUUAGAGGCUGUCACCAGAGGCUGUCAGACACCAAGAAACAGUCUUCCGGAUGUGCAUUUAAUGGGAAAAAAAUCUCCAGGACUCAGACAAGCUCAUUUACCACACGACUUCUUGUCAGAAACUACUGAAGAUACAGAAGAAGAGAGUUAUUAUAUCAGUCCUCAAAGUAUUCUUUCGGAGUUGGAUUCUUUUAUUGCUUCCAGUGAUUCUGGUGAAUCUCCUGAACCUGGUAGUCCAGAUCAGUUCGCUGAGAGAACUGAGCAUCAUUACAUGUCAAUGAAAUCCUGUUUUUUCAGAGAGACAUCCCACGAGUCUGCUGAUAACAAAGAGGAAUCCCAGGCCCUUCCAGAGAUCCAGAAUGAGAGGCUUCACUUGCAAGAACAGGGCUCACAAAAGGACUCUUGUCUUCCACCUGCCAAUAUGGAAGCACAAACCACAAAUGACAGAAAGGAGCUGGCCUCACUUACUGUUGUGCAAUUAUCUAUACUAAUCAAUAACAUCCCUGAUGAAGACCAAGUGGAGAAACUAAAUGUGUUCCUUUCUCCUUCUGACAUCAUCAAUUAUCUCACUCUCACAGAAGCUGCAGGACGGAUAUGUGUGGCUCAGUGGCAAGGUCCCCCGCGCCUGGGAUGUAUAUUUUCUCAUGGCGAUCACCUCUUGGCCGUGAAUGACCUGAAACCCCAGGGCCUGGACGAGGCCUCCUUAUUUCUCAGCCGGUCUGUCAAGAAGGAGAAAAUAAAACUCACCAUUGGCCGGAUCCCAAAUUCAGAGAAAUUCCAUGCUGUGGCCUGCAUGUGUCCCUUAAAAUACGAACCCUUAAAACCGGUUAAGUCUGGACCAGAGAGGACACUGAAGAGGACUCCAGCCAUUAAAAAGAAUCAGCAUAAAGGAACUGGAGAGUAGCAUGCUAGGACCCACCACAGAGGAGCAAGGAUGGGCCCUGGACUCUGCAGAGGCUCCACCUCACACCUCUGUGUGAGAUGAGGCGAGUCAGCACACCUCUCUGAUUUUCUGCAUCCGUAUCUAAUAGUGGGAAUAACUCACCUCUCUGGCUGUUGCAUCAGGGAUGUUGAGAGAGCCAAGGGGGAGAAUGACUAUGGAACACAGAGGAAAUGUAAGGCCUUUUUAUCUCAGACUUUGUCCCACACACCACAGACAUUGGGUAAGUCCCUCAUCUAAAAUGCAUUGUGUGUUCUAUGAAGUUGUGGUCCACACAAUCCCUUCUUUGUUAGGGAACAUAGAGUUGGAAGUGCUCAUUCCAGGAAGACAAGAUUCCCAAGAGAAGUGAUACCGUAUCAGCCCUCCCAAACACUUCCCACUACUUGUCAUGCCCAUGGAGCAAAAUGCUGAGUGGCCUCUUGGACUCAGUAAUUAUCUUGUUUUCUUAAAGGCCCAGUAACUAUUCUAGAAGUCAAGGCAGUAGGUCAUCUGCAGCAAAGAUCUGUUUUCUCUAUGAGUAAUUAAGGCAACGACUUAGCGCUUCUACGUUUGAAAGGUCUUAACCUAUUGAUUCAUUAAUUAAUUGAUCCUACGAGGCCAAAAACAUCAAAUCUUUUCUCAUAUGCAGAAAAACAAAGGUAGAGAGUGAAAGGACUAAUCAAAUAUGGGAAAGCUGGAGCAUAAGGAAGCUUCAGAAAAUAUAUCUUACCAUGUUGUCAUUUUGUGCAGGAAGACGUCAAGGCUCCAAAUGUUUAAUAAAACAAGCAAAACAGAAACAGAUUCAUUAAUACAGAGAACAAAGUGGUGGUUGCCAGAGAGGAGGGGAUGGGGGCACAAGCAAAGAAAGAGAAGGAGAUUAAAUGGUACAAACUUCCAGUUAUAAAAUAAGUACAUCUCAGGGAUGAAAAAUACAGUUUGGGGAAUAAAGUCAAUAAUACUUUAGUGACAUUGUAUGGUGACUGCACUUACCGUGUUGAGCAGAGCAUGACGUAUGGAAUUGCUGGAUCACUCUGUUGUGCCAUAGUAUGUCAAAAAAUAACAGUAAUAAUAAUAAGAUAUUUCUUCUGUGGUUCCCAGUUUCGUAGCUGUUUAGUGGCAGAACCAAGAAUUUAAAACCAGCUCUGAGAAACAGAUAUCUUGAUCCUCACUUUGUAUUUGGACUUAGGUUUGAAAAGACCUUCAGCAGAUAGAAGCCACAUUCAAAUAAAGAUCUGUUAUCCAGAUUGUCUAAAGAUUCUUACCUACUGUUUCUUUUUUUAAGCUAGACUGAAGAAUCUGGUUUUUCCUUUGUUUUAUUAAAAUGUAAUUGACAUAUAGCAUUGUAUCAGGUCAAGAUGCACAACCAUAAUGAUCUGAUGUGGGCAUAUUCAUCUACUGUUUCUGCUUCCAGA
This is a messenger RNA of Nyctereutes procyonoides (raccoon dog), 2921 nucleotides long. It is a transcript of the gene PLEKHS1, whose product is annotated as pleckstrin homology domain containing S1. The transcript is spliced from 13 exons. The record is from RefSeq and is a predicted model, not a curated record. The coding region runs from base 88 to 1494 and encodes 468 amino acids. Lineage: Eukaryota; Metazoa; Chordata; Mammalia; Carnivora; Canidae.